Anopheles coluzzii is the source of this 2266-nucleotide messenger RNA. It is a transcript of the gene kar, whose product is annotated as monocarboxylate transporter 10. NCBI's taxonomy places the organism in Eukaryota, Metazoa, Arthropoda, Insecta, Diptera, Culicidae. Gene Ontology annotation, molecular function: monocarboxylic acid transmembrane transporter activity. The coding region runs from base 115 to 1689 and encodes 524 amino acids. The record is from RefSeq and is a predicted model, not a curated record. Gene Ontology annotation, biological process: transmembrane transport. The transcript has 4 exons.
UCCCGAUCUUGAUCUGCCACGGACAGUUGAUUACGAUCAAGGCGAUUGUGACCGAUCGAUAGUUGUGGAAAACAGACUCGUUAAAGGCACAGUGAACCUUGUUCUCCCCGCACAAUGACCGAGAACUCGAGAAUCGUCAAAGAUAGUGUAACGCCCGUGAUCGUGAAAGGAGUAGUAGCGGCCACGAAUGGGCAUCACGCGCAGCUGAACGGUGGUCACGCCGCCCUCGGGAAGGAUGGCAAGAAGGUGAUCGUACCGUUGCUGGAGGCCGAUGCUCACGCAGUGCACGAACCGCCAGACGGUGGCACUCGGGCCUGGCUGGUGAUGAUCGGUGCAUUCCUCUGCAACGGUGUCCUGUUCGGUGUGAUCAACACGUACAGCGUAGUGUACCUGAGCCUUCAGAAGCAGCUACAGGCGGUCGGAGACAAUGAAGCAUCCAGCAAAGCAGCACUCGUCGGUUCGUUGACGAUCGGCACGACCUUUCUGCUAUCCCCCGUAUCCGGUAUCCUGACGGACAAGAUUGGGCUGCGGCGAACAACCUUCAUUGGUGGGCUGCUAACAUGCAGCGGCAUGUUCCUGUCGUCCUUCUUCACGGAUAACGUUACCGCACUGUAUUUCACGUACGGUAUCAUGUUUGGGUUGGGAGCGGCACUGGCUUAUACUCCGUCCCUCGCUAUUCUCGGUCACUAUUUCAAGCGCUACCUAGGGCUGGUGAAUGGCAUUGUAACGGCAGGCUCGAGCGUGUUCACCGCCAUCAUGCCCAUCUGUCUCGACUAUCUGGUCGAACAUACCGGGCUGAAAACGUCCUUCCGCAUACUGGCCGUCAUAUCAAGCUUUGUGAUAUUCUGUGCAAUGCUGUACAAACCACUACAACCUCCGCCACCACCGCCGAAGGUAAAACCGGGCCGCUCGGCCGUCAACACGUUCCUCCGUUCAUUCAUCAACUUUGACAACUGGAAGAAGAAGCGAUACAUCAUCUGGGCGGUUUCGAUCCCCAUCGCACUGUUCGGGUACUUUGUGCCGUACGUUCAUAUGGGAAAGUUUGUGCAGGACAAUUUCCCGGGGAAGGGCGAAAAUCUGCCUGUAAUGUGCAUUGGCAUCACGUCCGGAUUAGGACGACUGCUGUUCGGAUUCAUUGCUGAUAUGCCACGCGUAAACAGAGUGCUGCUGCAGCAAAUGUCGUUCGUGCUGAUCGGUACGCUGACGAUGUGUUUACCGGCGACCGGUUCGUUCCCGCUGCUGCUGGCCAUUGCCCUGGCGAUGGGUCUGUUCGAUGGGUGCUUCAUCUCACUGCUAGGACCGAUCGCGUACGAUAUCUGUGGACCGCGCGGCGCAACGCAAGCGAUCGGAUUUCUGCUCGGGAUGUGCUCACUGCCCCUGACGCUUGGACCGCCAGUUGCGGGCAUGCUGUAUGAUCAGACCGGUUCGUACAAACUGCCCUUCAUUCUGGCCGGUAUUCCACCGCUGUUCGGUGCUAGCACCAUGUUCCUUAUACGCUGCGUCAAGGAUGAGGCCUCGAAGCAGCAAACGAUGACGACGGAACCGAAGCUGGAACCGUUGGCACACACUGCCUGGGACUGCGAAAACUCAACGGAUGGUAAACCGAUAAAUGGACAGCUACAUCACGAGCGCCGGGCAACGUUGGCCAGUUCAGAAUCACUCACAGCGGAAAAAAAUGAAACGGGUUAGGCUGGGUGUGUGUAUGUGUGUGUGUGUGUGUGUGUGUGUGUGUGUGUGUGUGUGUGUGUGUGUGUGUGUGUGUGUGUGUGUGUGUGUGUUUGCGCUGAUUGCGAUCAGGCCACCAGCCUCAGGCUCGUUCCAGAUAGUUCGCUGGUGGAGGGGCACGCAGGGCUUAACUAGCUCGCAAACCAUGGUUUUGCAGGAUGUUUUGUAAAGAAGCAAUUCUAGGUCGCGCGCAAUACCACGUAUGAUCGAAAGACGGGUUUGUUACUUCACACCAUAUGUAGGAAGUGCCAGAGUGGAUUAAAAAACAUCGCGCAUUGUUCAAUUUUGUGUAGAUAGUUAGAUACAGUGACUAGAUACAGAAAUAUCACCAAAAUAAAAAAGAAAAUGUAAACCUGCGCACGCCCUUACAUGCAGCCAAAAUGUGUGGAUCAGUCACGGCAUAGCCGGAUGAUGUUCGCAUGCAGCAUUUCGUGAAUAAUAUACACGGUCCAGGUACAGAUAUAGAAAAAUAGAGAGAUAGACACAGAGAUAGAGAGCAAGAGGGAGAUGGAGAGAGAGAGCGAGAGAAAGAGAGAGAUAG